Stegostoma tigrinum is the source of this 1051-nucleotide messenger RNA. RefSeq names its product mediator complex subunit 28 (gene med28). NCBI's taxonomy places the organism in Eukaryota, Metazoa, Chordata, Chondrichthyes, Orectolobiformes, Stegostomatidae. The record is from RefSeq and is a predicted model, not a curated record. The coding region runs from base 27 to 572 and encodes 181 amino acids. Gene Ontology annotation, cellular component: mediator complex. The transcript has 4 exons.
CGCGUGCGCAGUGCUGUUGACGCAAAAUGGCCUCUUCGCUGACCGGCAUGUUUUCGCACCCGCCACAGAAUGCGCCGCCACCGCCUCCACCUCCUCCUGGACCUGGACCCCAAGGACCGACAGCGGUCGGUCUCCCUGCGGCUCCGGCGCGGUCUCCUAGCACUCUGGUGGACGAGCUGGAGGCAUCGUUUGAGGCAUGCUUUGCAUCAUUGGUCAGUCAAGACUAUGUGAAUGGUACUGAUCAAGAAGAAAUUAGAACAGGUGUAGAGCAGUGCAUCCAAAGGUUUUUGGAUGUUGCCAGACAAACAGAAUGUUUUUUUCUCCAGAAGAGACUGCAGCUUGCUGUACAAAAACCUGAACAAGUCAUAAAAGAGGAUGUUUCUGAAUUGAAAAAUGAGCUACAGAGAAAGGAGGCUUUAAUCCAGAAACAUCUGAGCAAGCUGCGCCACUGGCAACAAGUCUUAGAAGAUAUUAGCGUCCAGCCCAAAAAAUCAGCAGAUCUAGCUCAAGGCCCUUUGGCCUAUCUUGAACAAGCAUCUGCAAAUAUCCCAGCUCCAUUAAAGCAAACUUGAAAAUUAUUGCAUAAACUAAGGUGUCUGGCACUUCUAACUGUUCUUCUAACACCACACCCACUGAUCCAAAUCUGCCUGCCCAUCAUAACACUUAAAGAUUUUUAUUGACAAUGAAGUUAAGUCAGCCAAGAAUAUAUUCAAAGAAUCCAGCUUCCAACAUUCAUUUAGGAACAGAAUUUCAAACACCAAACGGGACUAGAAACCAAAACAGUCCCAGUUGAUCUAUUUGGGGACAGAUUGCAUUAUUACAUAUACAGUAACUAAAUCACAUUUCGGUUACUGUUUGGAACUGCAAGGUAUAAAUUGCUAGUAGAGGCCUGUUCAGGUCACUCAUUCUCUGUAAGAAUAUUUUGUGAAACUGUUGCUGAAGUGGUUUUAUAUAAUAAAACUAUGUACAUAAUUUUAUGUAUUGCAAUUAAGUGUGAGGAAUUUCUACAGUCUUCAGAGCUAUUAAAAGAUGUUAUUGGAUUUUUUCUUGA